CUCCAUUGUUUUCGUGCGCAUUCCUGUCCUCACAGCAGGGCGCUCAGGCUCCAGCCCUCACAUUGGCUGAGCGCAGAGCUCAACUCCGUCUGGCUGCCUUGUAUUUUUAGGUCGCAGGGUAGUGAGCAGUGCGCUGGGGGGGAAAUUGCAGCACCAUCGUCAGCAUCCAGCUUCGGAUUGGAUGUAAGACGCAGCUGCGUGAGCGCAGAGGCAGUGCGGUGGGGAUCCAGCUGUGGGGAUCAGGACAGACAGACAGCUGUGGGGAUCAGAACAGUACCGAGGACUGUGUGUGGAAAUGGCCAGCGCUGCUGAAGAGGGUUCCAGUCCCGGGCCGGAGCACCACGAAGCCACCGAGUGCAGCUCAGGACCAGCUUUUCAGGAGGCGCAGAAAUGGAUAGAGGCAGUGACAGGGAGAACAUUUGGUGAGAAGGAUUUCAGAAGCAGCCUGGAGAAUGGUAUUCUACUUUGCGAGUUGCUGAGUUCCAUCAAACCAGGACUUGUAAAGAAGAUUAACAGACUGCCAACCCCCAUUGCAGGACUGGAUAAUCUCACCAUGUUCCUGAGGGGAUGUGAGGAGUUGGGACUAAAGGGAUCACAACUGUUCGACCCAGGAGACCUGCAGGACAUGUCUAUACGCGCCAACCUAACGUUUACCGUCCAAACGAGAUCACAUGGGAUUACCUUUUACAGGGAUUCAGAUUGCAGUCGGAAGCUGAAGAAUGUGCUGAUCACUAUUUACUGGUUGGGCAAAGCUGUAAAUGGUUAUGCAUCAUAUAGUGGUCCAACGCUUGACCUAAAAGAGUUUGAAGGCCUUUUGUCCAUGAUGAGGAAGGAGUGUGUGAAUGAGGAGCCUGACUCCCCUAAGCGCAGUGUACGGGACAGCGGAUGCGUGGACAAUUGGGAGUCGGAACACUCUGAUUCGUUGUCACCUCCGAGACAUAGACGAGAGGAUUCCUUUGACAGUCUGGACUCCUUCAGCUCUCAGUCACAGCCCACACCUUCUUCUGAUACUGUGGUCCGUGCUAACAGUGAUGAUUUGGAGGGAGAUCACAGGAAGCUGCCAGAUGUGCGAAAGGAUGACAUGUCCGCCCGCCGUGUCUCCUAUAAAGAGCCCCGUGCUGUGCUGCCUUUUAACCAGUACCUCCCCAACAAGAGUAAUCAAAGCACCUAUGUGCCUGCUCAGCUGAAGAAGAGGAGGAGCGAACUUGAAGAAGAACAAAGGAGUGGCAGCAACUCCACGUCCCCCAUUAGAGAGGAGUGUGUUGGCAUUUCGAGCGAGACGCCUCUUGUCCUCAGUUCCCAGAAAACUGUGACCUGGGCAGUUGUGGGAGAGGCAGAGCCUCAGCUGGAUGAGGCAGAACUAAAGAAGAUGAAAAAGUUAGAGAAGGCGGGUAUUAAAGUGUUGCCUGCACAUGUGCGAUACAGCAGUCCUAAGGUGACCACUGUAGAGCUCGAUCAGGGUAAAUCUCCGUCUCCUGACAUCAUCCCUCAAUGUGAUAACGACUUCCUGCGGGCUGAACACACCCAUGAGAGGGACAAAGAGGAUGAUGAGGACAAGGAAGGAGAUAGAAAGGUCCCAGAUAUCCAAAAGGACGACCUUGCUUCCCGGAGGGCGCGCAUGAAUCAACCAAAACGCAGUGUCGCGCAUCAGUUCCUGCCAAGCUCGUGCAGCAGGAAGGACCGCGAGCGUUGGGAGGGAAUCCGGCUUUCCUCCCAGCAUGCUAUGUUGGAGAUGUUGGAGAAAAUGGAGCAGGAGAAGAAGAGUGAAUCUGACACCACCUCCACUGACGUGUCGAUUGUAACUCGCAAGGACAACCCCUUCCUAAGCGCCCACAGGAAAAAGAAGGGUGAGGAGGACAAGAGUGAUGAUGAGGAGGACACAGGGAAGUCAGUCAUCCCAAACAUACAGAAGGAUGAUCUUGCCAGGAGGCGAACGCAAAUUGGGUCCCUCCCACAAAGGGAUUUUCGCCAAUCAUUGGUCCAGACAAGUAUCACUCAGUCAGAUCUUGAGAAGUGGCAGAGACUUUCAAUGACCAUUGAAAACAGUGAGGACGCUCCAGUUGAAGUGUCAGUCAUAACUCGUAAGGACAACCCCUUCUUGAGCACCGAGAAAGCAAGACAGAAAGAAGAUGAUGAGGAUGAUCAGAGUGAGACAGAGGGAGGCAGACAGGCUGCUUUGCCUAAUAUACAGAAAGAUGAUCUGGCUAGGAGGCGGGGUCAGACUGGGCUCCUCCCACAUCGGGAUCAUCAGCAGUCAUUGGCUCAGGCGGCCAUGACGCAGUCAGACCUGGAGAAGUGGCAGAGACUGCAGAUGAGCACAGAGAACAGCUCAAGCACACCAACCUCACCCCUCAAGUCCUCGCAGCGUUCUCUUUCUGACCCCAAACACCCUUUGACCCUUGCUGAGCGUGAAGCACUUGAGCUGCGGCUGGCUGAGAAGGCGAGGGAUGAGAAGGAGUAUGAGGAACAGGAAGAGGCGGAAGAGAAAGAAAGACAGCCUGACUUAAAGAAGGAUGACAUGAUGGCCCGGCGGACUGGAGUGUUUCAGAAAGCGAGUGUAAAAGUGCAUAAUCAGUUCCUCCCAAUGCCUCGCUCUAAGAAAGAAACACAUCCAGAUGAAUUGGUUCAGAAAGACAGCAAGAGUGUAUCCAGAGAUCCGUUCUUGGAUAGAAACAUAAAAACAAAGCGAUUCAAAGUGGGACAAAGAGUUGAACAUGUAAAACCUGAGCCAAAGGUCCCAUCAUCUGCCACUCAAAAGGAGCCAGAAGUUCUUGGUUCAAUUUUGAUCCAUGCUGAGGUUCACUGUGACAGUUACAAUUAUCCUGAUAAUGAUGAUGAGUACAAUAAUAGAAGUCCUCUCCCUAACUUGGAUAAAGAUGACAUGCUUGCAAGGAAGACAGGCUCAUACCAAAAACCAAGUGGGAAUCAGUUUAAUGCCUUUCUGCCUAAACCUGGAGGUGUCAAUGGCAAAAAGAAGUCUGUGAGUGGGCAAUGCCAGUCAAACCUCAAAACCAGUGGACAAGAAAAGAAAAACACUCAGGAGAGUAACCAUGGCUACAAUCUCAGCCCCACCCCUAGAUCUGUGACCCCGCCCCCAGCAGAUGUUGAUGACAUUCCCAGAAAAUGCCCUCAAAUUCUGGAUGUACAGAAAGCAGACACUGUGGGCAUGAUGGAUGGGGAAAUUGAUGUUGUGGGCGGGGCCCAGGCACAAAGCCCUUUACCUUUACCUGACCCUGAUACACAGCACACGUGUUGCUUAGAUGAUGAUGUUUUCCCCCUGACAUUCAGUCACAAGGCUUCUAGUGUUUCUGAUGAAACCGAAAGCAUCAGUUUGAUUGACAUGCGUGACGAAGAGGAGGAUGUGGACUCGCUGUCACCACAUGGCCAAACACGACACGAGAGGCUGCACAACCAGUACAACAAACUCAAAGAGGAGGAAGACCAUUGGCAGGAUGAUCUAGCUCGGUGGAAGAAUCGAAGACGCAGUGCCUCUCAGGACCUGAUCAGGAAAGAGGAAGAGAGGAAGAUGAUGGAAAAACUGAUGACCUCGGAGGGAGGUUCUCAUCGCAGGAAGAGCAUCAAAACUUACAAAGAGAUUGUUGAGGAGAAGGAGCGUCGAGAGCAAGAGCUGCACGAGUUAUACUGCCAAGCCUCGACUCCUGAAGAGAAAGCAGCCAUAUUGCAGCGCUAUGCUCUCCGUUUCACCAUCAGCGACGCCAUAUUGGAGAAACUCCAGCUUCCAAAACUCCCUUCUGUCGCAAAACUCCAAUCUGCAUACACCCUGAGCGAAGAAGCCGAAAUUUCCGAGUCUCCAUCACUCACUGAAAUAGAAACAGAUUCCAGUAGCCAGUAUCUUAAAGAGAUAACACACACUGUAAUGCACAGCCACAUCAACUCUCCAGAUUUAUCACCUAUCCAAGACUCCAAAACUCCAGAAAUUCCCCUCUCACCAGCACGAGACUCCAACACUCCAGAAGUCCAACUUUCUCCAGCACGAGACUCCAACACUCCAGAAGUCCAACUUUCUCCAGCACGAGACUCCAACACUCCAGAAGCCCAACUUUCUCCAGCACGAGACUCCAACACUCCAGAAGUCCAACUUUCUCCAGUCCGAGACUCCAACAGUCCAGAAGUCCCACUGUCUUCAGUACAAGAAUCCAAAACUCCAGACGUCUCCUUCUCACCUUCCUGUGACUCCAAAAUCUUAGAAGCCCCUAUUUCUCCUAUCAGAACAAUCAAAACUCCUGAGGUUUCUGUCUCGCCUGUUCGGAUACCCCCUGCGCCAUCCAGACCUGUGCCAUUACUAACACCGAAACCAUACAGCCAGCCCAAAUUUAAUCAGGCUUCUUUUAAGCAAGUUAAGACUGAUGGACUGAUGCGUGUGAACGGUGACUCCAUUGUCGAGGACACAAGAGAGAGUCCGGUGAGACCGGUUUCCUUCACCCCAACACCACCAAAACCAGCAAGUCAGAGUCCUCCGCAAAUGUCAGAAAUCUCAGCAGGAAGUGAAACCACAGUGCAGGAGUGCACUCAGACCCCACCUGUUCAAAAAACCGAACAUGUUAAAGAAGAGAACAACAGUCACGGCAGUCCUCUUAAAAGGAGUAGUACAGAGGACAAGACUUCCAAAACUCUCAUGGAUUCAGAAAUAACAGAGAAACAGACAAUCCCUGAUACAGCAGUGAAGCACAACUGUGUGGUGAAGACGACCAUUGUGACAGAGCUUCGAGAAACACACUCACUCCCUACAACAGAUGCUCCUAUUGCUGACCAGAUGAGCUGUUCUGAUGGAUUAGGCCAGAAAUCAGAUGAGAUUUCCUUCACUGAGUCCAGAAAGGCUGAUAUUACGUCUUACUCAGAGGGAUUUGACUUCACCAGUGAAUGUAUCGAAACCCCAAUCUUGAACCUUGCAAAGAGGGUCAAUCACUGGACUUGGGACCCUAACGAAGAGCGUAAACGGCAGGAGAGGUGGCAGCAGGAGCAGGAGCGCCUGCUACAGGAGAAGUAUCAGCAGGAACAGGAGAGACUGAAGCAGGAGUGGGAGAAAGCUCAGCGCGAGGUUGAAGAAGAAGAAAGGAAACACCAUGAAGAGGAGCAACGGAUCUUGGAGGAAACGGUGACCCCACUGACCCCACACUCAUCCUCUGGUGUGACAGAAGCUCCACCUACUUCCACAGUCCCUCAUAACACCAUUGUGUUGUCAUUGGCUGACUGGGAGAGGAAGCAGGAAAUGCUGGAGAAAGACACCAAGGUGAACCAGAGAAAUGGUUUAGAACAGAGGUCUGAUGAAACAGAAGCAGCGUCGCCUCCACAACAGAACGAUGAAAGAGCAGAACAUCAGGAGAAUCAGUCAGCUACACCACAGCUGCAGUUCACAGAGGAUGAGUCUCGGAGCUGCAAAUCAGAGAGCAGACAAGAGUGGAAAAAAACAGCCUCCCUGGACCGGAAUGUGAGCCUUUCACAGAAUCAGCCUCCCAGGAUGAGGAGGUCUGGGUCGUACGAACACAUUUUAGGGAUACACACAUCUCCAUCAUCACUAGACACAUCAUCCUCAUCUUCAGACAGGUCAGUGAGUGCAAAGAGGCUGUGCUCCAGCUGUGCACAGCCACUGGGGAAAGGAGCCGCGAUGAUCAUCGACACUUUGGGCCUUUGCUUCCACGUCCAGUGUUUUAAGUGCGGUGUGUGUAAAGGGCUGCUUGGUGACACGAGCACAGGAACCGAUGUCCGGAUCCGGAACGGUGUUCUCAACUGUCAUUCAUGCUACAUGAAAUCACGUGCUGCUGGUCAACCCACUACGUUAUAAAGCCUUUUUGCACCCAGAUUGAAGAGGAACUGGAACAUUUGCCAAGCCCAUAGGAACCUGGGCCAUCGUCAUGAAGAACACUUCAUUAUACAUAAUUCAUAAUUAUAUUUCAUAACAUCUCAAAAAAAAAAAAGAGCACAAAUCUCCUUUUGAUAAAACCGGAAUGUUGUGGGGUAUUUGGAUUAUAUUUCUGUGUAAAGCUUCGUAUUUCUGUGACAAAAGUCUUCUAAUGGCAAUAAUUCUCAUCACCACAUGCAUGAGCAUGCACUGCAAUUAACAAAUAUUAAAAAGUCGUUAGCUUAAUGUACAAAGUGGAGCGUUCCACUUGCAGAACUUGGGUAGAUAAAUUAGCGAUAAAAACACUGACCUGUUUGUUUGUUUGUUUUUUAAACUAAAUCCCAUUAUCUAACAGCGUGAUUGAGACGUUACCCGUUACCUGAAAGACGUGGCUGUUGCAUAUUUACAUCAGCGGUUUUGCACUUUAGUCUUUUUAUCUACAAACAUUCAGCCACUGAUGACAAACAUUUCGGAGGAAAUACAAAGAUAAGCGUGGUAAGCAAUGAUUAUUUAAACCUUUAUCUGUUUUGCUUGGAAAUGUAGAAAGUCAGAGAAUCUUUCAAACCUACUUGGCUUCCUAUCAGACCUCAAGUGCAUUAUCUAGACCCUUUUUAUUACCUAUAUAGUGCACUUAUCGGGCAUAGGAGGUCAUUUAAGAUGCACCUUGAAAUUUUAUGGCUGAGUCCCAAACGGCUCCCUGUUGCACAUACGGUAUAGUGCACUAUCAAGCAUGUAGUGAGUUAUUUGGGGUUAAUUUCUGAAUCUUUUUUUGUGCCUGCAAAUUUGAGUUUAUUUUGCUCUAUAUGGCCAUAAUCGAAGGCACAAUAUGCUGCAUUAUUCUGUGAGUGAAUAAAAAGAAAAGUGCAACAGAUCUCCUUAAAGAACAUAAAGCACUGCAAAAGGUAUAGAAGCCAGAAUUUCAUACCCUAUACACUAUGUAGUGCACUUAUAUACUGUAGGUAUUGAAAAGCCUUUUGGGAUUCAGCCAGAGACUGAAUGGUUUUAAAAAUGUAUUUGUUUGUUAUCUCAAGGUUUUAAUAAGUGAAUUGUAGUGUUGAGCUGUUUUUGAAUAUUUCCUCUUCAUUUUUAUUUCUAUUUAUGUUCUCGUUUAUCAUCUUAUUUUGCUCAAAUGUUAGUUUGCUGUUUUGUUGUUGUUGUUUUUUUAAAUGCAUGAUGUUUG
Molecule: messenger RNA, 7040 nt
Organism: Neoarius graeffei (lesser salmon catfish)
Lineage: Eukaryota; Metazoa; Chordata; Actinopteri; Siluriformes; Ariidae
Gene: limch1a
Product: LIM and calponin homology domains 1a
Exons: 33
Coding region: 296-5803 (1835 amino acids)
Biological process (GO): regulation of focal adhesion assembly; positive regulation of stress fiber assembly
Cellular component (GO): stress fiber
Molecular function (GO): myosin II head/neck binding
Source: RefSeq, a predicted model, not a curated record